Messenger RNA from Linnemannia hyalina, 1806 nucleotides. The record is from the annotation of a GenBank genome assembly. NCBI's taxonomy places the organism in Eukaryota, Fungi, Mortierellomycota, Mortierellomycetes, Mortierellales, Mortierellaceae.
AUGGCGGACCACCAUCCUGACCACUCCUCACAGUCAUACUCUGUCCAGAGGCCAUCACAACUCCACACUCAAUUCCGACAGCAGCACCACCACCACCAGCAACCUCAACACCUUCAAGUCCCUCAAACUCAGAGGAUCCAUCACCAGAACAACCGCCAAGGCCCUUAUUCUGCCGGAGUGAUUGAGGACCGCCGAGCUUUCCCCAUGUUCCGAGGCAGCGGUAGCAGCAGCAGCAGCAACAACACGACCAACGGCAAUAGUAACAGCAACGGUGGGCGCACCUUUGCUCACCCAUCCUCGUCAUUCACUUCGCGUGGAUCAUCAUCGACAAAGUCACGGACGCUGACGAUCUCUGACAUCCUGGAACGGUUCAGUGCUGCACCGGAGGAGUUUGUGAUGACGGUGCUGAACGCCAAGGCCAAGGAAGACGAGCUCAAGGCAGAGGAAGAACGAUACAAGACCGAAGCGCUCAAGUUGGAGUCAAGAAAGCUCGACAUCUCCCUCGCCAUCGAAAAACGUCAGACAUCCCCUCCUGCUGCCCGAUCGUAUGCCAGCAGCACCGCCGAUUCAAGCGUUCCCAUGCACCACGGAUACUCGGCAUACACUACCCCUGCUCAGCCCUCGAUGCAGGUCGACAACACCCGCUCGCACUACAGCAGCGGGACUGGACAUCAGGAUGCACAGGAACAAGCGCCACAACAACAACAGAAAACUUCUCACGAUCAGGCAAAUCUCCCAUCGACACCUCCCAGUAGACCAGCCCCACCCAGGAUCGAUACCGCACGACAGGGACAGCAUCAACAACUGAAAAGGCAACAACAGCAGCAACAGGUCCAGAGACACCUUCAGCAACAACAACAGUCGGCAACAAACUCUCAGCGUAUACCCCCUUCGCCCUCGACACAGAGUCCAGUCUCAGGCAAGCCAUCGGCAUCGACGUCGGGCCGUCAUCACAUCUUGCACCCUUUCCGCUCAUCAUCCGCUCAAUCCUCGCCUGUAACAAACGUCGAUAUGCAGUCUCAGAUCCCACAGCCCCUGAGCCCGGACGAGUACGCUUCGCCUACCUCUGCAACCCCCUCGGGUUCUGGUUUGAAGCGAAAGUCGAUCAACCAUGAUGAAGUCAUGGAUGCUAUCCGUGCCAAGGUCCUUCGCAACGCUGCAACAGGACAGCAGCAACAGAAGGAGCAGCGAGAGAAACCCCACCGUAAGACUAGUGGAGACUUGGCCGGACGUCGCAAGCCCCACCCUCUCAACAGCAGUAUCAACAGCAACGAUGCCAGUAGUUCUCCUGACCGAUCCAAGAGGCCAGCAACAACGUCGACAGUAACCGCGGCGGAGAACAUUCCCUCAACAUCAGAGCGCGUCGCGUCCCCUAGGGACAACGAUGCCACCUCCUCCACGUCGCCAAUUGACAGGCCUAGCCCAUCUAAGAAGGACGGUUUUGCCCAAAGUCAUGGCCACCGGGUCAUCAAGCAAGAAGAGGCCGACGAAACCUUGUUGAGCCCGCAUCCCAUUACGCGAUCGCCACCUGCGUCCAUGUCGCCACCCAGUUCAGCUUCUCGCUCCAACUCUUCGUCUCCUCAGAUGGAGUCUGGCAAGUACGAUUAUCAGCGUCAGUACCAUCGCCAAGAGCACCGCCAGAGUAGGAAUGAGCCACUAUUGGGACCUUCUGAGAGGGAGCGAGCGCGACUCGAGUCCAUGUCAUACGCGGAGGAUGAGAGGCGGUCAAGGUACAACAUGGAUCGGUCCCGUGCUGAGCGACCCUCCGAAGUUGGAGAUUUCCCCCGCCUCAAGACCGAAUCUUGA